AAUAAACAGGAGCAUUCGCUGUCAAAUUAAUGGUUUAUAAGUGUUAUUAAUGAUGAAUCUCAGACUCGUAGCACGGAUUAGUGUAGCAAUGUUGUUCACGUAUAUGUCGAAUAGUGUGACGUCAUAUCCAAGUGGAGCACCACGCAGUUCUUGUGAAAACGCACUUCCGUUCCACGUACUGGACGGCAUUCCUGUAGAGCCGCAGAAUUACUCCAGCCCGUAUAUCAUUACAGUCAACGUGACUUCCUACGAACCCGGUGACUUCAUUUCAGUUCGGGUGCAUAGUUACGUCGGAGCCCUAUUUAAAGGAUUGUUUCUACAGGUCCGUCCUUUACCGGAUUCCGGUGGCAGACGCUACAAGGAUGAGCCAAUUGGUUCGUAUUUCCGAGAGCUACAAAAUUCUGACUUGCUUAACUGCGGGUAUUCACUGGACACUGUCACUCAUGCUGGCGGAUUUUCAAAGGUGGAGACGACAUUCACAUGGAUGGCACCACUAUUUGCAAAGUCUGAUAUUGAAGUAAGAGCCACCAUUUUAAAAGACUUUGCAACGUACUGGACAAACGUAACGUCAAGAAGAAUAAGUUUUAAACGAAAAAGCGACGAUCCGUAUCCAGUGGAAAAACUCGAGAAACCUUGGGUGAAGGAAAUUAUCAGAACAAUAAAGGCGGAGGAUAAUCCUACAUUGAGAAAACAGUUGGUGAAAGAACGAUUUGCUAAAGGUACAAAGAAUGCUAUUGACCCUAAUGGUUAUAUAAUGGUCAACUAUGUGAAUGACAUGUUGAUGUUUGAGAACAAAUUCCCGAUUCCGCAAAAACAAGAAACGGCGCUUAAUGAUGAUGCAAUACAAAAAUCGCAACGAGAUGAGCCUAACACUGCAGGUUCAACUCCUACGCACACGACCACAAUUGAUGCUGAAGAUAGAUUUAAGGAUCUGGAAACCACUAUUCCGUUACCAGGUGACUUCGGGAUUGAGGAGCUGGUGGGGUUUCGUUUCGUGGAAGGGAACGCUAGCCUUUCUGAUUACGAGAGAUGUCUUCGGGACGUGCUCAGGGGAAACAACUCAAACAUUGACAGCCUGUCCAAAUUGAUUGAAGAGAAACCUUAG
This is a messenger RNA of Dreissena polymorpha, 1105 nucleotides long. RefSeq lists its product as uncharacterized. Gene Ontology annotation, molecular function: oxidoreductase activity, acting on metal ions. The coding region runs from base 50 to 1105 and encodes 351 amino acids. NCBI's taxonomy places the organism in Eukaryota, Metazoa, Mollusca, Bivalvia, Myida, Dreissenidae. The transcript has a single exon. The record is from RefSeq and is a predicted model, not a curated record.